Molecule: messenger RNA, 768 nt
Organism: Ostertagia ostertagi
Lineage: Eukaryota; Metazoa; Nematoda; Chromadorea; Rhabditida; Trichostrongylidae
Source: the annotation of a GenBank genome assembly
UUUGUAUGUUCAUGUUCAGAUGCUCACUUCGACCGACCUGCUGUGGCUUCAGUGUUACGUACGGAGAGUGAUCGUGUACCGCAUGUUCUCGUUAGCCAGGCAAGCACAGAUUUGCGCAGAACACGUUCCGAAAGCCAGUUGGUGGCCAAGGCGUUGGACUCGAUAUCAAUCAGUUCGUCUGUAUCAGGUGGCAUGGAAGAUGAAGUAAUUUCGGUCUACACUCUUAGUUCUCUUGGAAGCGAGCCAACCAACGAUCAGCUGAUGCCAACAUUAGAUGACAUUGUCGAUCAUGAUGGCACCCUCACCCCGAGUGUGCUCACUCCACGUGCAAAAGACGACACUUUGACACCAGGAAUGACGAUGGCAAGCGUUGAAAAAGAAGUCGCAGCAGCUGGGUUAUUGCCAACGACACUGGGAGGUCAAAUGGCAGAGAGUGUAAGUUCUAUUGCCUCAUCGCUGUCACUGGCGACAGAAGAUGGUGCAGAAGAAGAUGGCGGUCUCAAUCGAAAUCGACCUUCGAGCACCAGGAAGCAACGCCUUCAUGUUGCCUUGCAAGCAAGCAAGCGUAAAGUGCUGGACUUGAUGCAAAAGCGUCGUCCUGUCACUCCGUCCACAGGCGUUGACAAUGUCGAAAUGGGUGCCGAUGCUGGAGAUCUGGAAGGUGGUACCGACCCAGGCAGAGAGUCUCCACUGCCACCGAAUGGAAAGCGGAGUCCGGUUGAAAUGCAGGUUGUAGAUAAAAAGGAGAAGCGGAAGAAGGGUAAAAAG